Molecule: messenger RNA, 2561 nt
Organism: Clarias gariepinus (North African catfish)
Lineage: Eukaryota; Metazoa; Chordata; Actinopteri; Siluriformes; Clariidae
Product: tyrosine-protein kinase ZAP-70
Exons: 13
Coding region: 215-2014 (599 amino acids)
Biological process (GO): cell surface receptor protein tyrosine kinase signaling pathway; cell differentiation; intracellular signal transduction
Cellular component (GO): cytoplasm; extrinsic component of cytoplasmic side of plasma membrane
Molecular function (GO): ATP binding; non-membrane spanning protein tyrosine kinase activity; signaling receptor binding
Source: RefSeq, a predicted model, not a curated record
ACACACACACGCACGCACACACGGUAGUGCUUGGCAAGCACAGAUGUCAUACAUCAAGACAGAUCAGAGUUCAUCACCUCCUCAGACUGUGCACGAUUGUCUCUGACGGUUGAUUUGGGCUGCACUUCUCAGUCUCUCCAUCUCUUUUCUCCUUCUCUCUCUCUUCCUGGAGCCUCCUGGAGUUGACUGUAAACACUCCUGAUCCGGCUGCGCCAUGCUCGACCCCGCGGCAGAGCUGCCUUUCUUCUAUGGCAGCAUCAGCCGCUCAGACGCUGAGCAGUACCUGAAGCUAGCGGGGAUGAGUGACGGUCUGUUCCUGCUGCGUCAGUGUCUGCGCAGUCUGGGCGGAUACGUGCUGUCUCUCGUCUGGAACCUGGAGUUUUAUCACUACCCGGUGGAGAAACAGCUGAAUGGGACGUACUGCAUCGCGGGUGGAAAGGCCCACUGCGGCCCAGCGGAGCUCUGCGAGUUCUACAGCAAGGACGCGGAUGGCCUGAUGUGCGUGCUCAGGAAGCCGUGUCUCCGCGGACCAGACACAGCCAUCAAACCCGGCGUCUUCGAAAACCUAAGGGAAAACAUGCUGCGCGAGUAUGUCCGCCAAACCUGGAACCUGGAGGGCGAGGCCAUGGAGCAGGCCGUGAUCAGUCAGGCUCCUCAGUUAGAGAAGCUGAUUGCCACCACGGCCCAUGAGAGGAUGCCGUGGUUCCACAGUAAAAUCCCGCGUCAGGAGGGAGAGAGGAGACUCUACUCGGGCUCUCAGCCAGACGGAAAGUUCCUAGUGAGAGAACGAGACGAGUCUGGCACCUUCGCCUUGUCUUUGUUGUACGGAAAAACUGUCUACCAUUACCAGAUCCUUCACGAUAAAUCAGGGAAAUACAGCAUGCCUGAAGGAACCAAGUUCGACACCGUGUGGCAGCUGGUCGAGUAUCUGAAAAUGAAGCCUGAUGGUCUGGUCACGUUACUGCGCGAGAUGUGCGUAAACCAGAACAAUGCAUCAGAGGCUCCAGCCGUGCCUGCGCUUAGGAGAGCCAGAGCUAAUGGCUACACACCGCCCCCUGAAGUUCCUAGAGCUCUGCCGAUGGACAGCGAAGAGUUCGUCAGCCCGUACGCUGACCCGAAGGAGCUCCAGGAUAAGACGCUCCUCAUUAAUCGAGAAAAGCUGAUGGUGGACGAGGUGGAGCUCGGAUCUGGAAACUUUGGCUGCGUGAAGAAAGGAGUCUAUAAGAUGAAAAGCAAACACAUCGACGUAGCCAUCAAGAUUCUGAAGAGUGAAAACGAGAAGGGAGUGAAGGAAGAGAUGUUGCGUGAGGCUGAUAUCAUGCACCAGCUGGAUAACCCCUACAUAGUCCGCAUGAUCGGACUGUGCGAGGCCGAGGCGCUGAUGCUGGUGAUGGAAAUGGCGCCUGCCGGGCCUCUCAACAAAUAUCUCUCCAGCAGGAAAGACCAGGUGUCAGUGGAUAACGUGGUGGAGCUGAUGCACCAGGUCUCAUUGGGGAUGAAGUAUUUAGAGGAGAAGAACUUCGUGCACAGAGAUCUGGCGGCUCGAAACGUUCUGCUGGUCAACCAACAUUACGCCAAGAUCAGUGACUUUGGGCUCUCCAAAGCGCUCGGUGCAGACGAUAACUAUUACAAGGCACGAACAUUAGGCAAAUGGCCUCUAAAAUGGUACGCUCCGGAGUGCAUCAACUACCACAAGUUCUCCAGUAAAGGCGACGUGUGGAGCUUUGGGGUUACCAUGUGGGAGGCGUUUUCCUACGGAGGGAAACCUUACAAGAAAAUGAAGGGUCCCGAGGUGAUCAGCUUCCUCCAGAGCGGCAACCGGAUGGAGAGUCCAGCUAACUGCCCGGAGCCCAUGUACGAGCUGAUGAAAGAAUGCUGGACGUUAAAGUAUGAAGACAGGCCAAGUUUUGUGAAAGUGGAGGAGAAGAUGAGGACCUACUAUUACUCCAUUUCUAAGAAGAAUCCCACUGAGGAGAAUGGAGAGGCAGCGAAACCGGAGGGGGCUGAGAUUUGAACCUUUUUUCCCAGGAAUUACUAACAACCUGAUGUGCUUAAUUGUGAGUGUGUGGUGUGUGUGUAUUUUACAAAAUAUCUGCAUAGUGAUUGCAUAUGCUCAUUACAGGACUCGCUGUGUUUCAAAGCUGGCGAAAAGCGGAAGCUCUGUCUUUAUAACAUACAUGAAGUGUUGUUUUUAACAUCCUCUAUGACAUAAUGAUGCAAGUUAAACUGUUUGUCUUUCUAAGAAUGAACGUCUUGCUCUCAUCUUUGCCACUUUGUCCUUUUUCCACGAACUUUGCAGCUAUGGUAUGUGGUAAAGCUGAUAUAAUAACAGAUAUUGAAUUAACAGCGUCUUUUAAUGCUAAUGUUGUUGGGCCGUAAUAAAGUGUUCUUAAUUCAUGUAAGAAAUAUUGCAGAAUUGAGGUCGAAUUGGGUUGAAUUCAAAUCUCAGUCAAACUCAGUUUUCUAUUAAUAUUUUACACUUAUGUGUGAAUUCUUAUGUUGUUGUUUUUUUUUGUUGUUGUUGUCAUAUUUACUUUUUAAUAAACUAUGCAAAUACUGUC